Conger conger (European conger) is the source of this 2655-nucleotide messenger RNA. It is a transcript of the gene ercc2, whose product is annotated as excision repair cross-complementation group 2. The record is from RefSeq and is a predicted model, not a curated record. The coding region runs from base 208 to 2490 and encodes 760 amino acids. Lineage: Eukaryota; Metazoa; Chordata; Actinopteri; Anguilliformes; Congridae. Gene Ontology annotation, biological process: nucleotide-excision repair; positive regulation of mitotic recombination; transcription by RNA polymerase II. Gene Ontology annotation, cellular component: nucleus. The transcript is spliced from 23 exons. Gene Ontology annotation, molecular function: ATP binding; DNA helicase activity; damaged DNA binding.
AGUUGGGAACGUAUGAAAUUAGGUUUUGCAAUGUGUAUUGGACAAGACAUGGGAAUGGACACAGAGAACCAGAACAGCGAAGUUUAGCUCAUGUUUGUAUUUUCUUUUAUUCUCCGCAUUGCCAGUUUGCGAUUGUUUCAUCAAUUACAAUAGCAAACAAUACGCCUAAAGAAAAGAGUGAGCGCGAGGGCAUCAUCACCACCAGCAAUGAAGUUGAAUAUUGAAGGGCUGCUGGUCUACUUCCCCUAUGACUACAUCUACCCUGAGCAGUACUCCUACAUGUUGGAGCUGAAGAGGACUCUGGAUGCGAAGGGACAUGGGGUCCUGGAAAUGCCCUCAGGAACAGGGAAAACCAUAUCUCUUCUUUCUCUGAUCGUUGCCUACCAGCGGGAGUAUCCACUGGAGGUGACCAAGCUGAUCUACUGCUCUCGAACUGUGCCUGAGAUAGAGAAGGUUGUGGAGGAGCUGAGGAAGCUGAUGGAGUUCUAUGCAAAGGAGACGGGAGAGAAGAAUAACUUCCUGGCCCUGGCCCUCUCUUCUCGGAAGAACCUGUGUAUCCAUCCUGAGGUGAGCUCCCUGCGCUUGGGUAAGGAGGUGGAUGGGAAAUGUCACUGCCUGACGGCCUCGUAUGUCCGCGCCCAGCACCAGAUCAACCCCAGCGUGCCCACCUGCCGCUGGUAUGAGGAGUUUGACUCCGUUGGGAGGCAGGUUCCUAUCCCCCCCGGGAUCUACAACCUGGAUGACCUGAAAGCUUUUGGCAGGAGGAAAGGCGUGUGUCCGUACUUCUUGGCACGGCAUUCGAUACUCCACGCUAACGUUGUAGUCUACAGUUACCACUAUCUUCUGGACCCCAAAAUUGCAGACGUGGUCUCCAAAGAGCUGGCCAAAACAUCUGUGGUGGUUUUUGAUGAGGCGCACAACAUCGACAACGUGUGCAUCGACUCCAUGAGUGUGAACAUCACCAGGAGGACCUUGGACCGCAGCCAGGCCAACAUGGAGACCCUGCAGAACACCAUUCAGAAAAUAAAGGAGACUGAUGCUGCUAAACUGAAAGAGGAAUACAGGCGAUUGGUGGAAGGCCUGAAGGAAGCCAACGUCGCCCGGGAAACUGAUGUCUACCUGUCCAAUCCUGUCUUACCUGAUGAAAUUUUGCAAGAGGCCGUCCCCGGCAGCAUCCGAACAGCAGAGCACUUUGUGGGCUUCAUGAAGCGCUUCCUGGAGUACCUGAAGUCCCGGCUGCGGAUUCAGCACGUGGUGCAGGAGAGCGCCCCCCAGUUCCUCAAAGACAUCUUUGAGAAGGUGUGCAUCGACCGCAAGCCCCUCCGAUUUUGUGCUGAGAGGCUGCGCUCGCUGCUACGGACCCUUGAGAUCGCUGACAUCACAGAUUUCUCCGCCAUCACUCUCAUAUCAAACUUCGCCACUUUGGUCAGCACGUACAGCACAGGUUUUACCAUCAUCAUAGAGCCUUUUGAGGAUAAGACCCCAACCAUCGCUAACCCUGUGCUGCACUUCAGCUGUAUGGACCCUUCCAUUGCCAUCAAGCCUGUGUUUCAACGCUUCCAAUCUGUUGUCAUCACCUCCGGGACACUUUCACCUCUGGACAUCUAUCCCCGAAUCCUCGACUUCCGGCCGGUUACCAUGGCGUCCUUCACCAUGACUCUGGCACGCACCUGCUUGUGUCCCCUUAUCGUGGGCCGAGGGAAUGACCAGGUGGCGAUAAGCUCCAAGUUUGAGACACGGGAGGAUUUCGCCGUCAUACGUAACUAUGGCAACCUGCUCCUGGAACUCUCGGCCAUCGUGCCCGACGGCAUUGUGGCGUUCUUCACCAGCUACCUGUACAUGGAGAAUAUAGUGGCCUCCUGGUACGAACAGGGGAUCCUGGAGAACGUUCAGAGGAACAAGCUCAUCUUCAUCGAGACGCCCGACGCUGCAGAGACCAGUAUGGCCCUGGAGAAGUACCAGGAGGCUUGUGAGAAUGGCCGUGGGGCCAUCCUUCUCUCGGUGGCCAGGGGGAAAGUGUCAGAAGGGAUUGACUUUGUGCACCACUAUGGGCGUGCAGUGAUCAUGUUCGGAGUGCCCUAUGUCUACACACAGAGCCGCAUUCUCAAGGCCCGGCUGGAGUACCUGCGGGACCAGUUCCAGAUCCGUGAGAACGACUUCCUGACGUUCGACGCCAUGCGGCACGCGGCACAGUGUGUGGGCCGGGCCAUCCGGGGGAAGACCGACUACGGCCUGAUGAUCUUCGCCGACAAGCGAUACGCCCGCGCGGAUAAGAGGGGGAAGCUCCCGCGCUGGAUCCAGGAGCACAUCAGCGACGGCAGCCUGAACCUGACCAUCGACGAGGCCGUGCAGCUGUCCAAGCACUUCCUCCGGCAGAUGGCCCAGCCCUUCAGGAGGGAGGACCAGCUGGGGCUCUCUCUGCUCACCCUGAACCAGCUGCAGUCAGAGGAAAUGCUCCAGAAGAUCGCGCAGAUGGCCCACCAGGUGUGAGGGGCCCUCCGUCCCCACCUACAGGCCUUGUCACAGCGCCUCCUGCUGACUCACAACUGCAACUGCAAUUCCAGUGUACAUAUACACACUUCAAUUAGUUGUAUUGUGUAUAAUUCCUGACCGAUGUAUGAAUAAACAUUAAAAUUUUUAUUGUUCUGUACUAAA